Molecule: messenger RNA, 1279 nt
Organism: Salvia splendens (bonfire salvia)
Lineage: Eukaryota; Viridiplantae; Streptophyta; Magnoliopsida; Lamiales; Lamiaceae
Exons: 4
Coding region: 1-1191 (396 amino acids)
Source: RefSeq, a predicted model, not a curated record
AUGGCUGAUGGACUCGUCAGCAAACUCCAUGGUGAAGGGAGGGGGUCGCCGGAUGUUAAGCAAGCUCUUAUUGGGGAGAUGUUGAGCUCCUUAGCUCAAAUGGCAAAGAAUGAGAAAGCUUCGACAAAAUAUUUGGAAGGUCUUCAUGGUGAGGGGAUGGCCGGAAUUGCGCCGGCGCCGGCGCCGGCUGGCCGGGACCUUGAUGUCUCAUGCUUGGAGUAUGAGAUGGUCAACAAGGAGACCAAUGCAACACCAUGUGCUAUCCACACCCAAUUCGGCAUUGAUGGAGACAAGAGGGACCAUGGCACCGACGGCCGGCCGCCGGAGUACCCGCCGGAAAACCUGGUCCCGCCGGCGAAUGCAUGGAAGGAGGCUAAAAACUUGUUCGCACAUUGGGGGACGGGGUGCAAGGUGGGAGCCUCAACACCACAUAAAACCCAUAAGGACGAGCCAAUCCCACUCGACGCCGGCAAGGUCACACCUUUGGGGACAGCUGGAGACUUUGAAGUCUACCCCCCAUAUGCACCCUACUGUCUCAAAUUCUUACGCCCUCCCUGCUUAAUUCAAAUUGACAGUAAGAACACCAAGCAACAAACUCUCUUCCUCUCACAGUUUCGUUCAAAGCUCUUCAAAGAACGCACCCAGAUUUUCUCAAAUUUGCAACACUCAGAAUUGGGGAUUUACAGAAGCACACACACAAAAUCCCUCUCCCUUUUCCUCGCGCACCUUUCUUCCCCAACUCUCAUCUCUGUCUCUCGCUUUCUCUCACAAAAAGGAAGAAAACAAGAUCCCCAAAUUUUCGUCGCCUCUUCUGAUUCUCUCCAUGCCGCCGGCCACUGCUCGCCGGGAGGGAACGGUGCUGCUGUCACCGUGCCUGGAAGACGCUGCUGUCACCGCCGGGAAGAGCUGCUGCUCGCCGCGUCCACCCCGUCGCUCAGCGCCAUCGCCGUCUGCAGUCGCCACGGGUCUGCUCGCUGUUCGAACAGCCCCGAAACGACACCGCGCAGCCCCGAAACCAACCCGAACCACCCCGCAAAGAUUUAUUUCAGAUUCCAUGAGAUGCACAAGAAUGGAAUAGGAAUGAGGUGGAAGAAGUGUAUACCCGCUGUUGGUGAAAGGUUUUGGCUGGCAAAGAUUGUGUUGUCAACCCUCCUUGAACUUGAUCCGAUGGUAAUUGAUUUGAGGGAUUGAUUGUAUAUAGGCAAAACUGAUAGAUAUUGAUAGAUUUGGUGGUUGGAGAGAUUUUAGGGAAGAUGAAGAUAUGUGGAAAUCGUUUAUU